Cylindrotheca closterium is the source of this 999-nucleotide messenger RNA. The record is from the annotation of a GenBank genome assembly. Lineage: Eukaryota; Bacillariophyta; Bacillariophyceae; Bacillariales; Bacillariaceae.
AUGACAAUUCAACAAAUCCAAGAUGAAUGGAUCGAAAUUCGACCCGGUCGCAAGCUGUUUGUCCGUCAUUGGAUCCUCAAUAGUGCUGAGGCUGUGAAGAAAACAACUACCAUCAAUCUAGUUUGUGUUCAUGGAACGGCAGCUAGUCAAGAACAAUACCUGCCCCUAUGGAAAGCGUUGGAUACGACUGCUACUACUAGUAGUAGUAGUAGUAGUAGUAGUAAGGAAGGCGACGACGACAAUCACAAUAUUUGCAUUCACGUUUGGGCCUAUGACGCCGUUGGAUGCGGAAAAUCACCAAAACUGGAGAACUCUUCUUCCUAUACAGACGACGAACAAGUCCAAGAUUUGACCAUUUUAAUUGAAAAUCAUGUCCAACAACAAAAGCAACAAAACCACACAACUUAUUUCAUGGGACAUUCCUAUGGUCCUACAUGGAUUUACAAGUAUCUUUUGAGGCCGCAGCAGCAGCCUAAGAAUAAUAUUGGUGGAUUGAUAUUGAUAUCAAGCGGCUUGCGAUGCCAAGAAUUGGUCGUUUGUGGCCCCAAAAUCUUUCACUACCUGCCCCUUUGGCUUUUGAAUUGUAUGCAACCCAUGCUGACGGCCAAUUUUCUGAAGAUUGGUUUUAGCCCAACGACUCACAAGGAACAACCGGAACUUAUUGAAGCCGCCAAGUCGGACAACAAUCAGAACGACAUGCAAACUUGCGUCUAUUACUAUCAAGCCCACGAUUGGUUGGCCCAUGUCAAUCCUUCAGAAUUGCUGCCCAGCAGCAGCAGCAGCAAUAGGAGCAAAUCUUCAUCCAUCUUGGUGUUGCACGGCACCGACGACGAAAUGGUUCCGAUUCACUGUGGACAGGCCUUGGCCAAUGCAUUGGAGACGGAUCUGGUCAGUGUACCAAAUGCUAGUCACAUGGUAUUGCUAGAACAACCACAAAUUUUAGCCCAACACAUCUUGGCCUUUAUCAAGAAACAACAACAACAACAACAAGAGCACUAG